AUGACGCAAUCGGUCUCCUUCUCAGUAGGCCCUGAUGGAUCUUUCGACAGCAACCAGCUCAACCGCGACAGACCGUCUCUUAAUCCUUUCACAACCUCAACGCCGUCUCCUCAGACAGCCAGCGCCUGGUCCAAUACUCUUCAGGUCGCUUCAAGAUGGAUCGUUCAUCUCGAGAUCCAAAUUAUCCUCGGCGCAAUCAUGCGUACCCUCCUGCUGGUGCGUCUGAGCGCGCCGCCAUCGCUCGCAGUUUGCAGGCACACACCCACGACCCUGAGGUCUAGGAGGCCUUACAGAAACUCUGCGCCAACUGAGAACGAUGGCAUGACCAGUGACACCGGUCGCGCUUCUGAUGCCUCUCCUCCGAGCCCAGACCAGGCUCGCCGUCCCCUCCUCGCCGGUCCUGAGACCCAAACUCGUUCAUUCGAGGGCCACAGGACCACUCAGGGAGAGGCUCGGCCGGGUAGGUUCUCCAUGCUGCGGUCAUUUGCUGCGAGUCGCCAGCCGUCCAUCUUGCUGCAGCGCCGCCACCCUGCCGGCAUCACCGAGGCCACCGCGAGCCCUCUCUCUAACCGCCGCACUACUGCGUCCAUCGCAGGCGGUCUCACCGAUGAUAACUUGGGUAACCGCACUGAGCCCGCCAGCGGCACUGGUCCCUCUAACCGGGCCACCACGUCCAACCUAACCACAGGCCUGGACAGGCUUGCAAUCACUAGCAGCUUUGCGGCCCACCUCGCAUCUGCGUCCAACAACACCUCCCAGCGCCCGAGCAUCACCGCGUCCGGCAGUCCGUCACUGAUCCUUCGUGUCUCCACCAACGAUGGCGUCACCGGGGCCCGUGUGAACCCUCGCGUUGGUGGUUCUCCCUCGGCUCGUUCCACUCCUUCAGUUGGUGGUUCUUCUUCCUCGGCUGGCUCUGCUCGUACGGUCGGCGGUGCGGCCAACGGCCGCGGUACUCCCGCGCCUGGUGAUGGUGCUACUGCGAACGUGGCCAUGCCUGCGAGCGGUUCUCUCCCCGUCAGAGCUAGCGGUGCUCAGACGGCUAGCGGUCCUCCUCCUACGACCGGAGCCAUGCCUACGAACGGUUCUCUCCCCGGAAGAACCGGCGGUGCUCAGGCGGCUGGUGAUGGUCCUACCGCGGACGAUACGAUCAUUGCGGACGGUGCUCUCCCAGCAUCUGGCGGUGCCCCUGCGGUGGGAACCAUGCCUGCGAUCGGUCGCGUCGCCUACAUCACGGUCCAGUCCCCCGACAACCGGUUCUACACCGUUCGAGUUGACCUGACCGAUGCUGCACCCAAUGCGACGUACAACAUCACAAUCAACAUCCCGCCUCCCUAG
Molecule: messenger RNA, 1335 nt
Organism: Diaporthe citri
Lineage: Eukaryota; Fungi; Ascomycota; Sordariomycetes; Diaporthales; Diaporthaceae
Exons: 3
Coding region: 1-1335 (444 amino acids)
Source: RefSeq, a predicted model, not a curated record